Molecule: messenger RNA, 1140 nt
Organism: Gloeophyllum trabeum ATCC 11539
Lineage: Eukaryota; Fungi; Basidiomycota; Agaricomycetes; Gloeophyllales; Gloeophyllaceae
Product: Aldo/keto reductase
Exons: 8
Coding region: 1-1140 (379 amino acids)
Source: RefSeq, a predicted model, not a curated record
AUGGCUCUCUUUGCCCCAGCCCCUCCUCCGGCCACGCGACUUGGUCGCCUGCGUAAUCUCUCUCCUCUUGCGUCGGUGACCGUCUCGCCGUUAUGCCUGGGAGGUAUGACUGUCGGUGAUCAGUGGGGCCAGUACGGGUAUGGUGCUCAGAAUAAGGAAACGAGCCUCAAACUCUUGGAUGCUUUCUUUGAUGCUGGAGGCAACUUCAUCGAUACGGCCAAUAACUAUCAGGAUGAGACCUCCGAGAAAUUCAUCGGGGAGUGGAUGGAGCAGCGUGGUAUCCGUGAUCAAGUCGUGAUCGCCACAAAGUACUCCACGAUGUACAAACGAGCACCGAACUCUCAGAUCAAGCAAAAGGCGCUGUACGGCGGGAACCACCUCAAGUCGAUGCACACCUCCGUAGAAGAGAGCUUGACGAAGCUACGGACGAGCUAUAUCGACAUUCUCUACGUUCAUUAUUGGGACUACAACACAUCUGUGGAAGAGGUCAUGAACGGCCUGCACAACCUCGUCGUGCAGGGUAAGGGUAUAUCUGACGCUCCUGCGUGGAUCGUCUCCAAGGCCAACCAAUAUGCCCGCGACCACGGAAAGACGCCAUUCGUCAUAUACCAAGGCGCGUGGAACGUCAUGCAGCGCGACUUCGAGCGAGAGAUCAUCCCGAUGGCACGGUUCGAGGGUCUUGCCCUGGCCCCGUGGAAUAUCCUGGCUGGUGGACACAUCCGCACAGACGAGGAAGAAGAGCGCCGCCGACAGACCGGUGAGAAAGGCCGGACGACCUGGCGUGGUGACUGGGAGCGGUCCGAGAAGGAGAAGGAGGUGUGCAAGGCGCUCGAGAAGGUCGCAGCGGAAGUAGGGGCGCAGCAUAUUCAAGCAGUCGCCAUCGCGUACUUGCUGCAGAAGACGCCCUACGUUUUCCCAAUCGUCGGCGUCCGUAAAGUAGAGCACCUGAUGGCGAACAUCGAGGCACUGAGCAUCGCGCUCUCUCCGGAGCAGAUCGCUUUCAUUGAGAGUAUCGUCCCAUUCGAUCUGGGGUUCCCGUCGAAUGUCAUUGGUACGGGCACGGAGAACAUGCGGUUCAUGUCGAUGGGAGGGACGUUCGAUAAGGCUCCUGUUCAGCAGCCGAUUCGGCCCGCUCCGUAG